GAACAGCCCAUUGUAAAAUAUAGUCUAUUGCCGCCGAUUUUACUUCCAUUUCUCCGCCGUUCGUCUCGUCGCCGGAAUGUAUCUUUCUUCCGGUUGCUGAAUCAAGCGUCACCUUUAGACUCAAAACUCUCCUGAAACUCAAGAGCUGAAAUGAAGAGAAAAUGUCGGAUUUGGUUGCCUAAGCAGCUCGCAUCAACUGAUGGUUUGAGUCACAGUCUAUUGUUUGGGUGGUUCGUAUCCCAUUCCUCUUUUUGUCUUGACGUUGUUGUGGCCUUCAUCUCUGAUGAGAGCUCUUUGUCCAAUGGAGGAUCUAAGUUCCAAGACGUACUCCAUACAACAAAUGAGAAGAUGCCUUCACCUUUACGGGAUAAGGCAGCAUUUACGCUCCUUGGUCGUUAUGAUAAAUGCCUUAAUGCUAAUGGAAACUCAUCUCAGAUUGUAACAGACAAAGAUGUGUGCAGUAAGGCCGGAGCUUAUGGUGGUCCUUGCAGUUAUAGCAGUCUAAGCUGUGGUUGUAAUAAGGUUGAUGGCUUAUCAGAGGAUUUCUGGAAAGAUUCUGUGAGCAGUCACUGGAUUCACAUGGUGUGUGAUUCUUCGGAGCAUAGAAUAAUGGAAUUUCACUCAAAUUCUAGACUGCAUCAUGUACAUUGGAAUGGGGAGAUUGUGUCUCAAUGUGAUGUCCACGUUAUAGUCUAUGACAUUCCAGUGUUUGGUUCUCACCAUUUCUCGUUAAGCUUUUGGAACUCUCCUCUUCAGACAAAAGCUCCUGUUAAGAAACCCAAAUGGGUUGAUGAUCUUCACAAUAGGCAACCUCUGAAUGAAAUGCAGGAAACUGUGAUUCUUUCCAUAAAUUGCGCUUCAGCUGCCAAGAUUGCCUAUAAAAAGAUAUCCACGCCGCUAGAGACUCCUUCACGGAACUUUUCCAUUAGUUACCUGAUAUCUUCUUUGACAUGGCGAUCACUCGCCAUAAUUAUAGGCUCUUUAUCAACUAUUUUUUAUAGCCUUAUCCAGUUAUUCUGUUUACUUUCAAGUUUUCCGAUUUUCUCAUUGGUACAUAUCGCAUCAAAGAGGGUACUCAAAAAUACAUGGAUCAACUUCAGAAUACGCAGUUCUCAGAUCUUAUAUUGGCCAAACUUCCUGGAGGAGAAUGAUCUGAUGUCCAUAUCAUGUGUGGAACAUGCAGAGAAAGCUGCACUGCGAAGGCAUUCUACAUGGUCGGCCAUGGCUGUUGAUCUAAUUUUGGGGAACUGGAUUGGUCUAUGUCUAUUGUUUAACACCGAAUCUGUCUGCUCAUGGAUAUUCAACUUUGCAAAGGAGUUCACGAAUGGUAUUUUGCGGUCUGGUUGUGUUUGGUUGAUGGGAGUUCCAGCAGGUUUUAAGUUAAACACAGAAUUGGCUGGAGUUUUAGGCAUGGUAUCUCUUAAUGUAAUCCAGAUAUGGUCUACUCUCUGGGUAUUCAUGGCUUCUUUCAUUUUUUAUUUGAUAAGAGCAGUUGCCAUCCUAGGAAUUACUUUUGGUGCAACAGUAUCUGCCGCAUUUGUUAUAGAUGUCAUUACUUUUGCAACACUUCAUAUAAUGGCUCUUCAUUGGACAAUCACACUUGUGUACUCUCACCAAAUUCAAGCUUUAGCAGCACUGUGGAGGCUUUUCAGAGGGCGAAAAUUAAAUCCUCUACGUCAAAGGUUAGACAGCUAUGGUUACACUGUGAAGCAGCAUGUAGUGGGAUCCCUUCUGUUCACUCCUCUUCUGCUUCUGUUGCCUACAACUUCAGUUUUCUACAUAUUUUUCACCAUAACGAGCACUACAAUCAACUCCAUAUGUAUGUUGAUUGAAUUCUCCAUCUCUGUUAUCCAUGCAACACCAUAUGCAGAAAUCAUGAUUUGGCUGGUUAGGCGUAAAAGAUUUCCUUCUGGUGUUUGGUUUGAAAUGGAACACUGCGGAGAGCAUAUCCUUGAAUCUUCCUCAAAUCUAAUGAGAGAACAUAAUAUUCCUUUGAAGACACCAUCUCUAAUGGUUUCCAAUCUUCGCAGCAAUUUUUUAAGCUUAGGACAAAUUCUUUUGCCUCACUAUACAACAAUAUUUUCAGGAAUAUCAGCUUCUUCUCUGACUACAUCAGCUCGCGGAGUCCUCAGUGGGAAAAGAAUGCCAUCAAAACUGGGGCUUGAUCUGCCUCCUCCAAGGCCAUGGAUGCACAUGCCAUUGAGAGAGUACUGGAUGCUGUGCCAUAACUCCAUCGUCUCAUCUGUGGCAAAUGGGGAAUUCUCCAAUUGAUCAUCUAGCGUUUUAACUCCACCAUAGACAUUAGACACUCUCUGAUCACUAGGUGACUCGUUCGUUUAACAUUGGAAAACAUGUUAUUUGUCCCUUUAUCCUUGAUUUGUUCAUCAGCUCUAUUAUCUCGGGUUUAGCUAUGUAAAUUCUUUUGUUGGAUCUAUGAAAAAAAAUUAAUGAUUUUUUAUAUCAAAUUA
Messenger RNA from Capsella rubella, 2468 nucleotides. RefSeq names its product phosphatidylinositol N-acetylglucosaminyltransferase subunit GPI1. Gene Ontology annotation, biological process: GPI anchor biosynthetic process. The transcript has 10 exons. Lineage: Eukaryota; Viridiplantae; Streptophyta; Magnoliopsida; Brassicales; Brassicaceae. Gene Ontology annotation, cellular component: membrane. Bases 151 to 2271 code for a protein of 706 amino acids. The record is from RefSeq and is a predicted model, not a curated record.